Messenger RNA from Charadrius vociferus (killdeer), 2997 nucleotides. RefSeq names its product suppressor of Ty 16 homolog (S. cerevisiae) (gene SUPT16H). Gene Ontology annotation, molecular function: nucleosome binding. The record is from RefSeq and is a predicted model, not a curated record. The annotation marks the transcript as partial. Lineage: Eukaryota; Metazoa; Chordata; Aves; Charadriiformes; Charadriidae. The transcript is spliced from 25 exons. Gene Ontology annotation, cellular component: FACT complex. Gene Ontology annotation, biological process: transcription elongation by RNA polymerase II; positive regulation of transcription elongation by RNA polymerase II.
GAGGAGAUCGUCUACGCCAAAUCCACCGCCCUGCAGACGUGGCUCUUUGGCUACGAGCUGACCGACACCAUCAUGGUGUUCUGCGAGGAGAAGAUCUUCUUCAUGGCCAGCAAGAAGAAGGUGGAGUUCCUCAAGCAGGUGGCCCACAGCAAAGGCGGAGAGAGCGCCAACGGCGUCCCCGCCAUCACCCUCCUGGUGCGGGAGAAGAACGAGAGCAACAAAGCCAACUUUGAGAAGAUGAUCGAAGCCUUGAAGGCCAGCAAGGGCGGGAAACGCAUCGGCGUCUUCAGCAAGGACAAGUUCCCCGGCGACUUCAUGAAGAGCUGGAACGACUGUCUCAGCAAGGAGGGCUUCGAGAAGGUGGACAUCAGCGCCGUGGUGGCCUACACCAUGGCGGCCAAGGAAGACGGCGAACUCAACUUGAUGCGCAAGGCGGCCACCAUCACCUCCGAGGUCUUCACCAAGUUCUUCAAAGAACGGGUGAUGGAGAUCGUUGACGCCGACGAGAAAGUCCGGCACAGCAAAUUGGCCGAAUCGGUGGAGAAGGCCAUCGAGGAGAAGAAGUAUCUGGCGGGGGCCGACCCUUCGGCGGUGGAGAUGUGUUACCCGCCCAUCAUCCAGAGCGGCGGCAACUACAACCUCAAGUUCAGCGUCGUCAGUGACAAGAACCACAUGCACUUUGGGGCCAUCACCUGCGCCAUGGGCAUCCGCUACAAGUCCUACUGCUCCAACCUGGUGAGGACCUUGAUGGUGGACCCACCUCAGGAGAUGCAGGACCACUACUCCUUCCUCCUCCAGCUCCAGGAGGAGAUGUUGAAGGAGAUGAGACACGGAACCAAGCUCUGCGACGUCUACGGCGCCGUGAUGGACCUGGUGAAGAAGCAGAAACCGGAGUUGUUGAGCAAGAUCACCAAGAAUUUGGGCUUUGCCAUGGGCAUCGAAUUCAGGGAGGGUUCCUUGGUCAUCAACAGCAAGAACCAACACCGGCUGAAGAAGGGUAUGGUCUUCAGCAUCAACGUUGGCUUCUCCGACCUGCCCAACAAGGAGGGCAAGAAGCCGGAGGAGAAGACCUACGCCAUGUUCAUCGGGGACACCGUCCUGGUGGACGAGGAGGGUCCAGCCACCGUCCUCACCGCCGUCAAGAAGAAGGUCAAGAACGUCGGCAUCUUCCUCAAGAACGAAGAUGAGGAGGAAGAAGAAGAGGAGAAAGAUGAAGCUGAAGAUCUUCUCGGGCGCAGCUCUCGGGCGGCUCUGCUGACGGAGAGGACGCGGAACGAGCUGACGGCGGAGGAGAAGCGCCGAGCCCACCAGAAGGAGUUGGCCACCCAACUCAACGAAGAAGCCCGCCGACGGUUGACCGAGCAGAAGGGCGAACAGCAGAUCCAAAAAGCUCGGAAGUCCAACAUCUCCUACAAGAACCCGGCGUUGAUGCCCAAAGAGCCCCACAUCCGGGAGAUGAAGAUCUACAUCGAUAAGAAGUACGAGACGGUCAUCAUGCCCGUCUUCGGCAUCGCCACCCCCUUCCACAUCGCCACCAUCAAGAACAUCAGCAUGUCGGUGGAAGGAGACUACACCUACCUACGCAUCAACUUCUACUGCCCGGGCAGCGCUUUGGGACGCAACGAGGGCAACAUCUUCCCCAACCCCGAGGCCACCUUCGUCAAGGAGAUCACCUACAGGGCCUCCAACAUGAAGACGCCCGGCGAGCAGACGGUCCCGGCCCUCAACCUCCAAAACGCUUUUCGCAUCAUCAAAGAGGUCCAAAAACGUUACAAGACCCGAGAAGCCGAGGAGAAGGAGAAGGAGGGCAUCGUCAAACAAGAUUCUUUGGUCAUCAACCUCAACCGGAGCAACCCCAAGUUGAAGGACCUCUACAUCCGUCCCAACAUCGCCCAGAAGAGGAUGCAAGGUUCUCUGGAGGCCCACGUCAACGGUUUCCGCUUCACCUCGGUGAGAGGAGACAAAGUGGACAUCCUCUACAACAACAUCAAACACGCCGUCUUCCAACCGUGCGACGGGGAGAUGAUCAUCGUGCUCCACUUCCACCUCAAGAACGCCAUCAUGUUCGGGAAGAAACGGCACACGGACGUCCAGUUCUACACGGAAGUCGGAGAGAUCACCACCGAUUUGGGGAAACACCAACACAUGCACGACCGCGACGACCUCUACGCCGAGCAGAUGGAACGGGAGAUGCGCCACAAGCUGAAGACGGCCUUCAAGAACUUCAUCGAGAAGGUUGAAGCCCUCACCAAGGAGGAGUUGGAGUUCGAGGUGCCCUUCCGGGAGUUGGGGUUCAAUGGCGCCCCGUACCGCAGCACCUGCCUUCUCCAACCCACCAGCAGCGCCUUGGUCAACUGCACCGAGUGGCCCCCUUUCGUGGUCACCUUGGACGAGGUGGAGCUCAUCCACUUCGAACGGGUCCAGUUCCACCUGAAGAACUUCGACAUGGUCAUCGUCUACAAAGACUACAGCAAGAAGGUCACCAUGAUCAACGCCAUCCCCGUCGCCUCCCUCGACCCCAUCAAGGAGUGGCUCAAUUCCUGUGACCUCAAGUACACGGAGGGCGUCCAGUCCCUCAACUGGACCAAGAUCAUGAAGACCAUCGUGGAUGACCCCGAGGGCUUCUUCGAGCAGGGGGGGUGGUCCUUCCUGGAGCCCGAGGGCGAGGGCAGUGACGCCGAGGUGGGCGAGUCCGAGUCGGAGAUGGAGGACGAGACCUUCAACCCUUCCGAGGAGGACUACGAGGAGGAGGAGGAGGACAGCGAUGAAGAUUACUCCUCCGAGGCCGAAGAGUCGGAAUACUCCAAGGAGUCCUUGGGCAGCGAGGAGGAGAGCGGCAAAGACUGGGACGAGCUGGAAGAAGAAGCCCGAAAAGCCGACCGGGAGAGUCAAUACGAGGAAGAGGAAGAACAUGGCCGCAGCCGGAAGAGGAAGGCUCCCGCCGGCCGGGGCGCCCACCCCCGCAACCCGGGACCCCCCAAAAAGAAGAGGAAGUAG